This is a messenger RNA of Drosophila subpulchrella, 4867 nucleotides long. RefSeq names its product lethal(2) giant larvae protein (gene l(2)gl). Bases 363 to 3884 code for a protein of 1173 amino acids. Gene Ontology annotation, biological process: regulation of protein secretion; regulation of establishment or maintenance of cell polarity; cortical actin cytoskeleton organization. The record is from RefSeq and is a predicted model, not a curated record. NCBI's taxonomy places the organism in Eukaryota, Metazoa, Arthropoda, Insecta, Diptera, Drosophilidae. Gene Ontology annotation, cellular component: cytoplasm; plasma membrane; cortical actin cytoskeleton. Gene Ontology annotation, molecular function: syntaxin binding; GTPase activator activity; myosin II binding. The transcript has 10 exons.
ACCACCGAUCGCGACUUUGUUGUGUUAUGUUAAAAAUGACGCGCAUUUUGCGCUGAAAAUUGUUCCAGUCUAAUUAAUAAGAGCCCAGCUCCGCGCUCGAUACAAACUCUGUGUUCUCUAUUAUCAAUGUUCGUCGUACCUGCUUAACUUUUGAAGCGACGGGGAAUGUGAUUAGUGCGGCGUCCCUCAAAGUACAUAUACAUAUACAUGUGGGUGUGUCAGACAAGACAGUUCCAGCACUCACUCGGAAGCCACCGCCUUAACUGCGUAAGGAAAGAUAAAUAGUUUUAUUAAAAAAAAAAGCCGCGAUUAAGUGUACACCCCUUCUACGAAUCCAACCCACCAUAGAAGUCUUGUAAAUUAUGUUGAAGUUUAUACGAGGAAAGGGUCAACAGCCCAGCGUGGAAAGACAACGCCUACAGAAGGACCUCUUUGCUUAUCGAAAGGACGUUAUGAGUUUCCUAUGUCGAACGCCAGAGAUUAGUUUCAAGACCGCACAGCAUGGCUUCCCUCACAAGCCUUCGGCGGUGGCAUAUGAUCCUGUCUCAAAACUCAUGGCAAUUGGAACGCAAACAGGGGCCAUAAAGGUUUUUGGUCAACCCGGAGUUGAAUUGUAUGGGCAGCAUACAUUAGUGAACAAUUCCGCAUCGGAGCUAAACGUUCAACUACUUGAAUGGGUUUAUGGAACUGGUCGCAUACUUUCGUUAACAGCAGCCAAUCAAUUAAUUUUGUGGGAGCCUGUUGGCACGACUUUGCUCCCAAUCAAAACACUUCCCUUCGACGGCAAACUGAAAAAAGUUUCAUCGCUAUGCUGUUCCUUAAGCAAAGAUCUGCUUUGGAUUGGGACCGAAGGUGGAAAUAUCUAUCAACUCGAUUUACACACAUUUACAAUAAAAGAACCUGUAAUCUACCAUGAUGUGGUGUUAGAGCAGGUUCCACCAGCGUACAAGCUGAAUCCUGGAGCAAUUGAGUCUAUCCGCCAGCUUCCAAACGCUCUUAACAAGCUGCUAGUUGCUUACAACCGAGGUCUAUGUGUCUUAUGGGAUUUCGAAACAACUUCCGUGGAACGAGCAUACAUAGCCCCCGGACAUGGGCAAAGUGUUGGUCUCUCAGUGAACUUCGGAGGAUCGGAAUUCAGCUGGUAUCACGCUGAUGGCUCCUAUGCAACAUGGAGCAUAGAUAACGAGAAACCGCCGUCCAACGUAAACUAUGUUCCCUAUGGCCCUGAUCCGUGCAAGAGCAUAAAUCGUCUAUACAAAGGCAAGAGAGGAUCUAACGAUGUGAUUGUUUUUUCGGGCGGUAUGCCACGCUCAGCAUAUGGUGACCAUAACUGCGUUUCCGUACACGCCAGCGAUGGACACAAAGUGUGUCUUGAUUUUACAUCCAAAGUUAUUGACUUCUUUGUGACUUACAAAAAUAAUAGUGAUGUCGCUGAAGUGCUUGUUGUACUUCUUGAAGAAGAACUCUGCGCGUACGACCUCACUGACUCUAAUAUUUCUGCUGUCAAAGCCCCUUAUCUUCACUCUGUGCAUGCAUCAGCCGUUACCUGCAAUUAUCUGGCUUCUCAAGUCAUACAGUCCGUAUAUGAGAGCAUUAUACGAGCAGGCGAUGAGCAAGACAUUGACUACAGCAAUAUUGACUGGCCCAUUACUGGCGGUGCUCUUCCAGAUUUGGGAGAAUCUGAUGAAGAGGAUACGGCUAAAUUGUAUGAGAUAAUGUUAACGGGGCACGAAGAUGGCUCUGUUAAGUUUUGGGAUUGUACUGGAGUGUUGCUUAAACCAAUUUAUAAUUUUAAAACGGGCAGUAUUUUUGGAAGUGAACAUGACUUUCGGGACGAUGCAGUAGGUGACAUAAGUGCGGAACAACUUGAUGAAGGAGAACCGCCAUUUCGAAAGGCGGGUCUUUUUGAUCCUUACUCCGAUGAUCCUCGAUUGGCAGUAAAGAAAAUAGCAUUUUGUCCCAAAACCGGACAGCUUAUUGUUGGAGGCACUGCGGGUCAAAUUGUUAUAGCCAACUUUGAUGACGCCUACGAAAAGGUAUCUUUGAAGUACAGUUCAAUGAAUUUGGUAAGCGACCGUGAUGGGUUUGUCUGGAAAGGUCACGAUCAGCUCAACGUGCGACCCAACCUAUUGGACGGUGAUGCGAUCCCUGUAACUGAAAACGGCGUAAAUAUAUCAGGAGUGCUGCAAGUUUUGCCUCCUGCCAGCAUUACAUGCAUGGCACUUGAAGCAAAUUGGGGCCUCGUUUCCGGUGGAACUGCGCACGGGUUAGUGCUCUUUGACUUCAAGAACUUCGUUCCAGUAUUUCAUCGCUGCACAUUAAAUCCAAAUGAUCUCACUGGAGCAGGUGAGCAGCUGUCUCGUCGCAAGUCAUUUAAAAAAUCAUUGCGGGAGUCAUUUAGAAAGCUUCGCAAGGGUCGAUCGACAAGAAACAACCCCAGCAAUCAGGUGCCAACAACACUGGAGGCACGGCCCGUUGAGCGGCAAAUAGAAGCACGCUGUGCUGACGACGGACUGGGAUCUAUGGUGCGUUGUUUACUGUUUGCCAAAACUUAUGUUACCAAUGUGAACAUAACAUCGCCAACUUUAUGGUCAGCUACAAAUGCUAGUACCGUCUCGGUUUUCCUUUUGCAUCUGCCCCCAGCGCAGACCGCUGCAACAACAGUACCAUCGGCAAGUGGCAAUGUACCACCGCCCACUCCGCGUCGCAUUUCCGCGCAGCUCGCCAAAGAAAUUCAAUUAAAACAUCGUGCUCCAGUGGUGGGUAUAUCCAUCUUUGACCAGGCGGGUAGCCCGGUCGAUCAACUGAACGCCGGAGAAAACGGUAGUCCACCGCAUCGUCUACUUAUCGCUUCCGAAGAACAAUUUAAAGUGUUUUCACUUCCACAACUGAAGCCGAUAAACAAAUAUAAGCUUACCGCUAACGAGGGUGCUCGGAUUCGUCGCAUCCACUUUGGCUCGUUUAGUUGUCGCAUAUCGCCUGAGUUACUUCAGAACAUGCACGGGAGCAGCCCAACCAAAUCCACACGCUCACAUGGUGAUGGAGAGGGGUCUGCAAAUAUUAGUGCAAACCUGUCUGCUGGUCGUGGAGAUGUGUAUCACGAAACUGCACUGAUCUGUUUAACCAAUAUGGGCGAUAUUAUGGUUUUAUCAGUUCCUGAACUAAAAAGACAGCUAAACGCCGCUGCAGUACGUCGGGAAGACAUUAACGGAAUUUCCUCGCUCUGUUUUACAAACUCUGGCGAGGCCCUGUACAUGAUGUCUUCGUCCGAGUUGCAGCGCAUUGCGUUAGCCACAUCCACAGUCGUGCAACCCACAGGCAGUGUUGAAGUAGAACCUUUGGGAACUGAAGAGUCGGCCUUGGAAGAUAAGGAUCCAGAAAGCGAUAAAGAAACAUAUGCAAAUUCUGAAGUUGACAAUACACUAGACCCACCAGUCGCUACUAUUCGUGCUAAACCUAUAGAGGGAAAUAUUGAUAGAAGUAGUCUUCAUCUAACCAAUGGAAUCUGCAACACUAAUUCACCCAAUCAAGCCAACGAGACUAUCAGCAGCUCAAUUGGUGAUAUUACCGUUGACUCGGUGCGUGACCAUUUAAAUCUUACAACAACCACGUUGUGUUCCACGACUACAGAGGAGACUCUUGGUCGCCUAUCAGUGCUUAGCACACAAACAAGCAAAGCUACUACCACCGUAAACGUGAACGACAUUCCGGAUAUUAACAUUUCCAAUUUAGGGGACUUGUCAUCUAAAAGCAACACAACGGAAACGAGUACUAGUUCUGUAAUAAUAAAAUCUGUUAUUACGAGCAUAUCUCACGAAAAGACGAACGGUGAAAGCGAUAUAGGAACAACAAAAAAUACUGCGCCUGAAGAAAGUCAAUUCUAAUAAUUACAAACAGGUGCGGUCAAGUCUUAGCACACAUGACAAAAUACAACAAUUAAAACAAAUAUGUAAACUGUUUUGACGAUAUAAUAUAAAAAUGCGAACAAUGUAUUUAUAGUGUUUCGCGCACUCGCAGUGUAAAAACAAAAUCAUAAGAUGAAUUCACAGAAUUAUACUUGUGCUAUUAUCCUGACCGCAACUGUUUAUUUUACUUAUAAAUAUGUAUGUUUACGUAUUUUCACACAGUGACUUUACACAUGAUUAUUGUGGCGACAAAACAAGAAACAAUUGCAUUUUUUAAAACAUUUUUACCCAGGGACCGAAAACAAUCAAUACUUGUCAGAUUUCAUUUUAAAAGACUACAGUGAUUUUUAAAUGUAGGAAAUAACACUAUUUUAACUCUAGACCACAAAGUGUAAAAAUUAGCCAAAUUGAAUAGCAAACCAAAACAAUAUACACCUACCACAAUGUAUCUAAAACUCGAGAAAAUUGGCAUUAGCAAAUAAAAAUUACAAGUAAUGAAUUUUGUCGGUCCCUGUUUCUAUCUUCAAAAUAACGUUAAGUAUACAUUAUUUUCCAUAUUUUUAUGUUUACAAGAAUUUAGUGGAAUUUACACAUUUUAUACUUAUUCUUUUAAUGUUGAUAAAUGUGUGCGCAGCUUGUUACAUUACCAUGUAAAAACUAUGAAGAUAUCCGUUUCCCUGUUUAAUUCAAUUAUAUUUUUUGUAAAUAUGAGAAUUUGAUUCUAUAAGGUGCGUACUUUUAACGCUUUUGAAUGCACAAAUUGACCAAUCGUCAAUUUUGUUUCUUUAACCUUAUAUUCUAACGAAUUGGGGAACAGGUUUUAAAGAGUACAAAAUGAAACAAAUGCCUUAUCAACACUGACUAAAUUUAUAUUGGAUUUUAAAAAGUAUUAAAAAACAUGUACAUCUAUAGAUUAAAACUGUUUACUAUGCAUUUAACAAAUAAACAAAUAUAUUAAAGCA